GAGAUCACAACUUUACCUAGCAACAAUCCAACAAAGAUGGUUGACCGUCUGGAUUAGAAACUGACUGCAUUUGAAAUAUGGAUGCUAUCGGGACGUUGGAAUUGUCUUGGGCCCAAGGCUAUUCUGGGGCACCUGCAGUUUAUGUGGACAAAGAUGUUCUUUGUUAUUUGUGUGGAAGCAAUGUGAAGUUUGUUGCUGAAGAUGGAGCAGAGACUGUAUUCAAUUUCAAGGGAAAUGGAGUGGGACCUUUUGCAGUUCAUCCUAAUGCUAAAUGCUUUGCUGUUGCUGAAAAAUGCAUUGAUCCAAAAAUAUUUGUCUUUGUCUACCCAACCUUUCGUCAGCUGGGAGUUAUUGAAGGUGGUACCAAACUUGAGUACAACAACAUUCUGUUUUCUACCAGUGAAUAUUUGGCCACUGUUUCUGGAGUCCCAGAUUUUGAGUUGACUUUCUGGAAAUACACCACUGGAACUAAAUUGACAUCCGUACAAGUGUCCAACUCCCCAGUAAGGUGUAUUCAGUUUAAUCCUGGGAACUGGCGUCAGAUCUGCAUUGGAACUGAGAAAGAACUGACAGUUUGGCAAAUGGAACAGAGUAAUGAUGCCUAUAUGCUGCAACCCCAGAAGGUAAAGUUGCCUCAUGAGGACUCAUCCUGGUGGGAAGAAGAGAAGGAAAAGGAUCAGAGUCAAUCACGCGCAUCAACACGCAUGAGUCGAUACACUGUGGAGGUCCCUAAGGCAGCCAUUGCAGGUCUGGUGGGAGACAUGGAUGACCAUCUGGAGGAUAUUCAGGACAGGUCACCGCGUGUGGUACCCUCAUCCACGGCCUGGACCACAUCUGGAGAUAUAUAUGUUGGAUGUAGAGGAGGACAUCUUUUAAAGGUUGAUGGGGAGACAUUUAAAGCCAGAGUGGUCUACCAUCCUCCUCCUAGGGCUGAGACGCCACUCUCCAGGGCCACCAGUGCAGCAAGUGCCAGCAGAGGUCCAUCUAUGGCCGACCUUGGUCAGACAAGAGCGAAGAAAAGUGUUCGCAUGGGUACCAAUGUGACAGAUGAUUUGAGCUCGAUGAUGCUCGAGGGAAGUUUGGAUUGUAUUGGACUUCAUCAAAAGGGACUUUAUGCUGCAGGAGAGGAUGGCGUUUUGAGACUGAUAAAUCUGAAAUCUGAUGAAUUUCAAGUUGUUGAGCAGAGCCGUGUUGGUUUCCCGAUCUCUUCACUGGCAUUUUCACACAGUUACCGCCAUGUCGCACUGGGCUCAACAAAGGGAUCCCUGUUUCUAUAUGAGGCUGGGGCACCUGAGUCCAUGAGGCAACUGAAGAAUAUCCACUAUGGAAAUUACAUGGGCAUGAGCUGUAUGUCCGGCAACGAAUAUAUUGCUUCUGUGCGUGAAGAUGGCGAAGUCCAGUUAUGGUCGAUUGAUAAAGGCUUCCUCCAAUCAUCCGUCUCCAUUGGAUUUCAGGCACAGUGUAUAGCAUGUAGCCCAAUGGUGAGGGUUGCUGCUGUAGGAGCUGGGAAUGGAUUCAUUUACUUCCUUGACUUCACAGACAUCGAGCAACCUCGUGUGGUCUCCUCUGUCAGAUUAUUUGAAAUGCCGAUAACACAUCUUGUAUUUGAGAACAUUGGUCGUUAUUUACUGGCUGGUUCAGAUGAUGGAAAUGUCUUCAUCCUUGACGGCAGACCUUCCAAGAAUUUUACUCCGAUUGGGUUCACAUCCAUUGUCGGAGAAAUCCAGUCUAUCUCAACUAUUACAGAAAAGGAUGUGCUUAAAGUCGCAGUGACAGCCAAUAACUCAGGAAACAAGCGAAAUGGCGCUACAAAUAUGAUAUCCUUUGAACUCUCAGAUGAAGUGGUUGGCGAUUUGAAGAAGAACGUAAACAGUUUGAAAUAUGACUUCAAGGAUGCCUCCAUCAAGAAACUUUCAAUGACUUUCUCCACACCAAGUUAUGGAGCAGCCAUCGGUGAGAAUCAAACUGUAUACACCAUGGCACAGAAUUCCCGCCGAAUCCACCAGCUUAGUCUCCCUGCCGAAACACCCGAUGGUAAACCUGUGGCAGUUUUACCUGAGGCUGAAUUCCAGGGUCACCAGCUUCCAGGGGGUAAACUACAGUUGUCUCCCCAUGGUAAAUGGCUUGCCACCUGUGGCUCUGACGGCUCUGUCAUGAUCAGGGCAACUUCAACCAUGGACCGAUUUAUUUCAAUCACUCCACAUGAUUUCCACAACCGCGGAGUGAAUGUGAUUGCAUUUUCGGAGGAUGGUCAGAAUAUUUUUACAACCGGCUUUGACGGAAUUCUCACUUGUUUCAGUUGGGCAUUCACCUCGACUGGAAUAGGGAAGGCUAAGUCGGCAAUGGAGGCAUCCAGAGCCAGAAAAACCAAAAUGAUGACCAUCCAGAAAGAUGAGGAAGAGGCUCUCGGAAACAUGACUGACUGGGUGCCGUCUGUUGGGUCACGACCUACAUCGACCACUGCAGAUAAAGAGGAUAAGAUUGCAUUAGCUAUGCAGUCAGCGAGAGAGGCGGAUGAAAUUUACACCACACCCACACCAGUGCCACCUUCGGAUGCUACGUGGCUCAAUGUCCAGUCAAUAGAGAACUUGAAAAAGGAGGACAACCAGUUUGCAGAUGUUAAGAAGGAGCUUCGAGGACAGAUUCGAGAGAUGAGGCGAACAAUUCAAGGCAUGUUGAAACAGAAUGAGGCUCUUCCAGACAUUGAGAAACUUGGUCGCCAUGAAUUUGACCUUGAUAUUGAAGAACAGAACAAACUGCAGCAAGAAGCUGAUGGAGAAGUUCAAAGAGUGGAGGAAGAGAUUGAAUUUGACAAUUUAGCAAAGAUUUAUCUGAGGGAGAUGAUCAAGAAGGAAUGCUGGGAUGAAAUGAAGGUCAAAGGUCGAUCUAUCCAGGCUUUCCGUUCCACUCUGGAAGUGAGUAACUUUCCGAUGAGAGAGCGACCCCUAGAGAUGGAGAGACUUCUUCAGACCAUCACAGUCCGUCGACAAAUCGAGGUGGCCGAAUUAGCUGCUAGAAAAGCAGAGAUUGAAAUGCCGCAGAAAACCAACUGGAACAACAACAGCGGUAAGUCCUAUGUUGUUAUUAAAACAAAGUAUGAUCGUGUAUGGAAAAUGAAAGAAGAUGAUGCGGGUGAAAAUGACGAUGUUGAUGAAGAUGGCAAAGAGAAACCCUCUACCACUGGCAGUUUGGGAAAUACUCUGGAAUAUGAUCAAGGGCAACCAAUAAGUUUGGGUGCCAUGUUUGGAGGUGCUAACGAGCUGUUCUAUAGUCAAUUUGACCUUCACACCAGGGAACAGAAGACCACACAGAUUAUACUUCUAGAGGAUGCCAUCCAUCGGAUCAAGUUAACAUUCAACAAGGAGUUUGAGGAAGUGUACCAGAGAAAGCUGCAGGAUAUCUCAAAAAUCAAGGAAAAGAACAAGAAAAUUAUCAAGAACAUGAGAGAUUUGAGCAUAAAUGAGGAAAUAAUUGAACCGGAACUGAGUGUUCUGGAAAAUCCCGAGAGUAUUCUGACUGUUGAUGACCGUGAGAUUAAGGUAGAGAAAUACCUCACACCAGCUCAGAGGAAGAAGAAGGAAAUACAGGAUAAACAAGACGAGGAAAGGAGAGCUCGAGAAAAGGGAGACAAUGCUCGUGAGCGUGGUCUGGAUAUGAUGAUGGGUGGAGUUCUGGAAAUCAAGAAGGAAGAUGAACUGAAGAAGGACAUUCCAAAGCCUGCAUUCAUGUCUCUGAAAGAAGAAUCUGAUUGGACAGAAGAUGAGCAGAAAGCUGCCAAGGAAUAUGAGCGCAAAGUGAAGGAACUUAUCGAGGAAAGGGAGAAAUAUCGCAAGCAACUCGAGGCCGAACUUCGUAAGAUGCAGGCAGUAAUCCAUGACAGCAUGACACUGUUUGAUGAAACUCUGAACCAGGUGUUUAUGAAGAAAAUCAAAGUCAUGAUGGUUCUCUAUCAGGAGGAGCUGAAGAUCCUACGUCUCCGGCACAACCUCCUGUUGGAGGAGGAGUUGGAGACACGCGAGCGUGAUCUUAAUCAUCUCAUGGAGCACAAGAAAAAUAUGAAGGUGAUCACUGCCCAAGCUAUGAUGGAGUCCAAGAAGCAUGUUGAUGCAUUCCGAGAACAGUAUGACAUUCUUCUCGCUGAGGACAAGGUCAUGGAUAGAUCAUUCAAGCGUGAAUUCCAUGACGUCACAGCACUGCAACAAGACCAGUUGUAUAGGCUCUUCCGUAAACGCCCCAAGGUUCCUCGCCUCAAAGGAUUUGAUGCCCCAGCACCGUCCUCUGUGGAUCCUUCAAUUCCAAAUCCAUUUGCGGAUCGUCCUUCCACGGCGAGCUACAACAAUCGUGCCAAGAACCAGUUAGAACACUCCAUCGCUGACCUUGACAAGGAUAUUAACGCCCCAGAGGGCAUUGAACCCCACAUCUGGCAGCGGUUGUGUAAAUAUCGCAGGGAAAAGAUUGAAAAUGACGUCUUGACGAAAGAAAAAGCUCUGAUACUGGCAGAAAUGGAAGCAUUCCUUCGAAAGAGACAAGAUGAAGAUGAACAAAUAAAAAACGAUAUAGACGGCAUUUAUGACACUCUAAACAAGCUGAAGGAUGACCGACAACGAUUUAAUCUGAACCUGGAAGUACAACUGAUGCUGAAACAGGGACAGGUGGAAGUGGAUACGAGUACGUUUAUCCACGACUACAAGGACAGUGCCCUCAUCCACCGGAGUGUUGUAGAGGAGCUCAACAGCAAUAUCAAGCAAUUAGGAGAAAGCAAAAUCGCCAGCAUGGUGGAAAGUAAAGAUUUUAGAAAAGGCAUCAUACAGCUGGAAUGGGAACACAAGAAAAUGAUCAUGCAAAUGGAAGAUUUCCAAAACAGAAUGAAAGAUAUUCAAUUUAUGAAAGUCACAAGAGAAAUUCAAUUGUAUUUGUCAAAUUCAGACUAUGAUGGAAAGAAACAAGAAGAGAUUGGAAAACUGGAACAGACUAUCCUGACACAGCUGAGGCAUCAUGAGAGGAAAGUAUCAGCCAAGAAACAGCAAUUACGAGAACUUGGACGGGCUCACAAAUUGAAGGAUGACGAUAAUCGGGAGAUGGACAAUGAGCUCACAGAGCUACACGUCACUGUCAAUGAAAGACGGCAUAUCGAUGAUGUCAACGCUGAUCGAAGAUCAGACUUUGGGCGUGAAAGGAGAUAUCAAGAGAUUGUACAGAGGAGGAAGUUAGUCGAUCUUGCGAAAGCACAGGCACAGGAAGUAGCUGUGUUACGUGCAGAAGUAGAAAGACUACGUAUGCGAACAUUCCCCGCCCUAGUACAAGUUGAACACUGAAGGGUGAUCGUUGCUUAUGACGGUCAAAAACUUGUGAUAUUUGUACGAAGUGAAACUUGACUUGUACUGUCUGUGACAGUAAAAACUUUGUGAUAUGUGUAUAAAAAAACUCUAUUGAAACCAUUCAAAAGCCUUUACAGUUAUCAGAAGAAAAAAUUGUAGAAAACUGACCUAAUAGUUAUUAAAAAACACAAAGAAGACUUGAAAAUAGCCAAAAAUGUCACUUCAUUAUAAACUUUCUGUGGUGAACAUUUGACCUUGUGAAUGUAUGAAUGUAAAGUGCUUAAUUAUCUUUUUUUUUCUGCAACUUGCAGAGUUUAGCUCUAUCAGAAUAUGAACACUAUUGUAGAAAGAUUCUCAGAGAAUUAAGUUUUUCUGUACUGCAGAUUUCUAAAUUCUUUGUACCUGGUAAAUAAAAACUGUGUGAAACUUAAAUCAUGAAUUUUAGAUCAUGGUUAUUUAUCUAACUGAUUUAUAUCACAAAUAAUUAAAUUUUGAAAAGUGAAGUUAUUCAAAAUACCGACCUAAAAUAGCGAUUUUGUGAUUUGAAGUUUGAAAAUGAAUGAAGUCAUCUACAUAAAUUUCAGAGGGCAAGAAAAAUCCCAUGUCAAAUGGCUCACUACCAGUUCUUUGGAUCUGGGCAAGAAAAAUUGUCUACUUCUUGAUGGACCAAUUACUUAUAACAUAUUGAUUUAUUGAUUAUCAUCAUAUUUACACUGUAUUUAUAUGACAGACAAGUAAUUAAUAUUCAUGUUACAUGUUACAUAUUUUAAUUUAUGGCUAGUUCCAUGAAUUCUACAUUUGGAAAACUUGUUUUACCAAACCUCCCUUUCCCUUAAAAUGUACUGUGUCUGGUGGAUUUGUAGUUUUACAAUUUUCUUGCCCUGCUUAAAAAUUUACUUUGAUUUACAGUGUCCUUCACAUACUGUGAUAAUGUGAUCGACCACAUGAAAACAUUGUAAUUACCGUAUUUAUCAUUAGAUACUGUUAAUCCCCUCCGCUAGUGUAAAAGGUUAGUAUUAAAGCUUUGGGAGGGCUUAUUUGUGGAUAAACACUAGGUAUACUGUUAUAUACCUACCCAUUGUCAUAAUGAUAAAUUCAUUCCUGUGAUGAUAUAUUGGGUGUUGUAAUUUGAUUAAGGUCGACCAUGAAUUUGUACAGUAUAUGGUGUCAAAACAACAGAACCUGUUUAUAGGGACUGCCUCUUAUAAUCAACCAAAAGUUGGUCCCUCAAGACAGGUUUUCACUAUUGACAGUUUGGUCCUUCAUACACAGAUUGCAAUACUUACCUGUAUUAUUGCUUCAUCUUACAAAAGGACAAGUACAUUUUAAACAAUUUUAAACAGGAUGGAGUCACUCAUCCAUGAGGUGCGUCUUUUAAGACAUAUUUUAUUGUUUUAUGAUAACACCAUAGCUGUUUCUUGUGGUUGAUUAUAUAUACCAUGAUGUAA
Pecten maximus is the source of this 6766-nucleotide messenger RNA. RefSeq names its product cilia- and flagella-associated protein 43-like. NCBI's taxonomy places the organism in Eukaryota, Metazoa, Mollusca, Bivalvia, Pectinida, Pectinidae. Bases 78 to 5315 code for a protein of 1745 amino acids. Gene Ontology annotation, biological process: cilium assembly. Gene Ontology annotation, cellular component: axoneme. Gene Ontology annotation, molecular function: protein binding. The transcript is spliced from 42 exons. The record is from RefSeq and is a predicted model, not a curated record.